CCUCGUUGGGCAACGGUUCCAGCUGCCUCACGAUCUUUUUCGCACGUUUUUUGUCGUAUGUAAUCUGUCUCGCAUCAUUUCCUGUUGUCACAUCCCAAUGAUCCCAACAGAUGCUUCUUAGUCUAUUUGAAUUUGAAAAACAUAUUGUCUAUCCAGCAGUGCUCCAGGAUGAACCGGACGAAAAUUGAAUAUUAAUUCUGAAUCUAAUUUUCGCAUUAUCCACAGUACUUAAUCACUAUCUUUUAUAUUCAGAAUAUUUUUUCACCCAAAUCAACCGCGCAACUGGAAUCGCUUGUUAAGUACACAAAUAUACGAAGCGUUUAAUAACAAGUCUACACGCGACGUAAUUUACUGAUAUUUCAAUAUUAUUCCAGCAUAACAUCGAAUAAUUUUCCAAAUUUAAUCACUAGUAGAUAUUCGAUCUUCAUAGAAAUCUCAACAAAUCAUAUAAUACAUUGCAAUUUGCAUAUGUCAAAAUGAAAAUGGUACAAAAGUAGGCCGGUUUCCAUUCUCCCACUCUGAUUUCGAUCCAAGCAGUCUACUUGGUAGGUGCACACAACAAUACUUGUCACUGCUGUUUGAAAUUGCAAGAGAGAAGCAAGAAGAAAUUUCACUCAGCACCAAGAUGGACCGAACGAGCGUUACAUCCCGAAUUCCGACCGGCUUGAGGGUUCCGAGAGGCUAUCGGGCCACCCAAGCAAUUGGAGGUAAAGCGGAAUCGGGAGGGAAAGUUCGUUUUCCAAGCAAGACUAUUCCAACCGCGAACGAGAUAGAUCCUGAAGAGAGCUUGAUUGAGGACGAAAAUUUUCCGCCGUUGUUCUAUGAAGACAUAGAGGAUACUGGAGACGACCCGUACGACUGGGAGCCGAUAAACAUUUCCGAGAUCGACGAGGUAUAUUUUCGGAAGCUGAAGGCUGAAUGGGAGCUUCAAAAAAUGAGAGUGGAAAACUCCAGAUUGCAGCAGGAGAAUCAACGGCUAAAAACAGCAGCAAAAGGGGUAAGACUAUUUAAGUAUUGUUGUUUGAAAAUGCUGCUGGUUGUUGCAGGAGAAGUGGCGCAGUCGCUCUUUGUUUAAAUUUUCUAUCAUAAACAUAAUUGGGAGUGUUUUUGUGUGUUAUCUUCAAUUUUUGUUAUUAUUUCAAGUUGUGUUUUGUUUGAUAUAUUUUGAUGUUUAAUUUUUUCCUUUAGU
This is a messenger RNA of Toxorhynchites rutilus septentrionalis, 1189 nucleotides long. RefSeq lists its product as uncharacterized. Bases 626 to 1075 code for a protein of 149 amino acids. The record is from RefSeq and is a predicted model, not a curated record. NCBI's taxonomy places the organism in Eukaryota, Metazoa, Arthropoda, Insecta, Diptera, Culicidae. The transcript has 2 exons.